AUGACGAACCAAGAACUUUCUGCCGAAGUGGUCGGGAAUGCGUUUAUUGAUCAAUAUUGUUUUAUUCUUCGGCAUCAUCCUGAGAUGAUUCACCAGUUCUACAAAGAAAGCAGUAAGCUCGGUCGUCCUGAUGAUCACGGCAAUGUGACAUCGGUCACCACCAUCGCUACAAUCAAUGAGAUGUUACUGGCCACCAGCUUGGGCGUACCAGAGAUAACGAAGGUGAACAGCCAGGAGUCUCACCAUGGUGGGGUGUUGGUCCACGUAACAGGGCGUCUCACCAAGGAGGACAACGUCAAGAGGGACUUCUCCCAGUCCUUCUUCCUUGCUCCCCAGGAAACGGGCUAUUUUGUGCUGAAUGACAUCCUGCAGUAUGUGGAUGAGAUCGACGAACACCAGGGUUCUGGAGAGAUCGAUGAACAGCAGCGACACCAGGGCUCUGCGAAUGAACAAGAAGAAACAGUGUCAGUGCCCAUUGAUGUAGUGGUUGCUCCAGCAAAAGAAAUCUGUGAUUCUGUGAGCAAUGACGAGAGCUCCGCUGUGCAAGAGAAAGAACCGGGCAAUGAGGUCUGUGAUUCUGUGAACGAUGGCGAGAGCUCGACUGUGCAAGAACAGGAACCGGGCAAAGAGGAAGACCGAGCAAUGAGUUNCUCCGAUUCUGCGAACAAUGGCGAGAGCUCCACUGUGCAAGGGAAGGAACCGAGCAAUGAGGUCUCCGAUUCUGCGAACAAUGGCGAGAGCUCCACUGUGCAAGGGAAGGAACCGAGCAAUGAGGUCUCCGAUUCUAUGAACAAUGGCGAGAGCUCGACUGUGCAAGAGAAACAACUGGACAAUGAGGUGUCUAAUGUAGUUUCAGAUAGUCCUCAUCAACAGAUGCCCAAGAGGACAUAUGCUUCAGUGAUCAAAUCUGCGAAAGAUGUUCCUGUGAACGUAGCAACUGCAGAAUGGGUUCCUGUGGUGGCAGCGCCAUCUAAACCAGUCCCUGCUCCAACGCCUGAGGAGCCGAUCUCCAGUUCUGUCGAUGAACGUUCCAUCUGCGUCAAGAACAUACCCCUCCAGGCAACACCGGCACUUCUUGAGGAGCAGUUCAAGAGGUUUGGUCCUAUCAAGCCCGGUGGCAGCCAAGUUAGAGGCCAUCAUAAGGCUUCUCCCAUAGUUAUGUCUGGCCGAUCAGUCAAAAUCGAGCCAAAAAAGAUACUUAAUCCAGGAGUUGAUAGAUACGGAGGAAGAUUUCCACCUGGUGGGGUGGAUGGGCAGCAAAGUGGAUUAAGGCAGCAUGGUAACAGAGGCUAUGUUGGAGGCAGGGCUGGGAACAGGACUCGAUUAGAUACAGCUGGUACUGGAUCUGGAAGCCACCAUAAGUGGAACUAA
Molecule: messenger RNA, 1371 nt
Organism: Musa acuminata subsp. malaccensis (wild Malaysian banana)
Lineage: Eukaryota; Viridiplantae; Streptophyta; Magnoliopsida; Zingiberales; Musaceae
Source: RefSeq, a predicted model, not a curated record